Messenger RNA from Cavia porcellus (domestic guinea pig), 4459 nucleotides. RefSeq names its product piggyBac transposable element-derived protein 4-like. The record is from RefSeq and is a predicted model, not a curated record. The transcript has 2 exons. NCBI's taxonomy places the organism in Eukaryota, Metazoa, Chordata, Mammalia, Rodentia, Caviidae. Bases 239 to 2161 code for a protein of 640 amino acids.
AUCCGCGCCUCACAGGGUUGUGCUGGAGGCUGGGACGCGGGGACCCUGCGCGGGCGUCCCCUAGGGCUGGUGCUCGCGGGCUGGGCUGUGCAGGCGUAGCCAGGCUCCCCGCGCCCCAAACCCGAGGGGGUCCAGGCAGUCGCCCCGCGACUGUGGCCGUAGCGGCACUGGAGGCGCGCGGGGGCCAGGGGCCGCUGGAGGAGCGCCCUCCUCUACGUGGCUGGUAAACCGUGGGUGCAUGAGGUUCGGUGAAAUACGCGCCACCACAGCGCCCUGCUGGCAGUAUUUAGCCUACCGGAAGCCGGAAGUGCGUCACAGAGGCUGCCCCAGGGGGCUCCCGGAAGCGCUCCUGGCGUUUGCCCUCCGGGUAGAGGACCUGCCAGCGUUAUGCGCAUGCGUCAGGUUAUCAAUUGAAGUAGCCCCGUUUGGUACAAUGUCGCAUAAAAAUCCGCUUUUGCAACUUUGGGGGGAGGUGGAAAGCGAGUCAUCAGGUGAUUCGGCUACGGAUGAUGAGUUGGAUCACGUAAGCCUAAGAAGUUUCGAUAGCGAGACCGAGCAAGAAAUGACAGAUAGAGAAGUAGAGGACGAAGACCUUGGUUCAGAGGAGGAGGACAACAGUAGUGUAAAUGACUAUUUGACUAGUCGAAAUGGAACAAAAUGGUCAUGUAUACCUGAACCACCCCUCGUUAGAGCUAGCUCAGAAAAUGUUAGGUUCUUGCCAGGGGUGAAACCCAUUGGACAGAAUGCCAACACUGUGAUUGAAUGUUGGAAAUUAUUUGUAACAGAUGAUAUGCUGCAGGAUGUUGUGAAAUACACUAAUAAUGAGAUCCAGCUAAAACGGUCCACAUGCACCAAUAGUAGUACCCAAAUGUGUAUCUACCAUGACACCUCGCUAUCUGAACUAAAAGCCUUCAUAGGUCUGUUGUAUAUAGCAGGACUUUAUAACCAUGAGAAUCUAAAGGAUUUGUGGAGAAGUGAUGGGUGCGGCGUUAAGAUUUUUAGAACAACAAUGACACUCCAGAGAUUUGGGUUUCUUCGAAAUUGCCUACGUUUUGACGACAGAGAGACCCGUCAAGCAAGAAAAAUCUCUGACAAUCUGGCUGCUAUUCGCUCGUUUUUUGAAACCUUUGUUUCCAAUUGUCAAGCAGUUUAUAAACCGUCUGAAUGCAUGACAGUUGACGAACAACUUGUAUCAUUUCGUGGUCGUUGCAGCUUUCGACAAUAUAUGCCAAAUAAACCUUCCAAAUAUGGUAUAAAAAUGUAUGCCCUGGUAGAUGCGAAGACAUUUUACACCUUGAAUUUAGAAAUUUAUCCUGGAACUCAGCCACCAGGUAUUUAUUCCUGCAGUAAUAAACCAUGUGAUGUUGUGAACAGACUUAUCGCACCUAUUUCAAAAAGUAACCGAAAUGUCACAUUCGACAGCUGGUUCACUAGUUACUCACUGAUGUUGCAUUUGCUAAAAGAACAUCAGUUGACCAGCACAGGAACUGUUCACAAGAACCAAGCAGAGAUUCCUGAAAAAAUGUUGCAAGUUCACAAUAGAGAAUUGUAUAGUACAAUCUUCGGAUUUCAGAAAGACAUAACAUUGGCCUCCUAUAUGGCAAAGAAAAACAAAGUUGUGUUGAUACUGUCAACCUUACACCAUGACGAUAAGAUUGAUAGUGAGUCUUCAACCCGAAUGAAGCCAGAAAUUGUCACAUUUUACAACAAGACAAAACGUGGAGUUGAUAUUGUGGACAAGUUAUGUAGUGAGUAUGACGUCUCUCGAAACACAAAGCGUUGGCCGAUGGUUGUGUUUUACUCCAUCCUAAACAUGUCAGGCAUAAACAGUAUCAUAGUUUACAAAGAAAACAACAAUCGCAAAAUAUCACAGAGGGAUUUUCUUAGAGAACUGGGACUGGAGUUGAUAAAAGAUCAGUUAGAACAGAGGAAGAACAGUAUGUAUCUGCCCAAAGAAUGCAAAAGAAUUCUGGAGCAGACCAGCGAACAGACAGGUGAAACUUCAGGAGAACCUCAUCAAACAGCAAGACUAGCGAGAUGUCAAGUGUGUCCUACAAAAAAAGACCGGAAAACGAAGCACAAGUGCUGUCUCUGUAAGAGAUACUUGUGUAUGGAACAUGCUGUUCGCAUGUGUGAAGACUGCCUUAGGUGUCAUCACUGACAGGAAGAUAAUUUUUAUUGUAGAGUUUUCUUUUCUUUUUUUGGUGGUACUGGGGGACUGAACUCACGACCUCACAUUUGCCAGGCAGGUGCUUAUGCCACUGAGCUAAAUCCUCAGCCCAUAGAGUUUUAUUUUCAUCUGUUCAUAUAGGAAUUUAUUUCUGUUCUUUUUUAGAUUUUAUAAACAGCAGUUGAUGUUCAAAAUGUUGAUGUUUAUUAUGAAUUUUUUUUUUUAUCUUUUUGAGACAGGGUCUCACUAUGCAGUUCAGGCUGGCCUUGAACUCACUUUGUAGCCCAGGCUGGCCUCAAACUCAGCCAUCCUCCUGCCUCAGCCUCUCAACUAUUAUAAAUCUUAAAUACUUUAAAACUUUCAAUAGUAUUAAAAAUGUAAUACUUAAUUGAUAUUUUAUUUUCCUGUUAAGUACACAUAUAUAAUAAAAAUAUCCUUUAAAAAAAAGCAAUACCAGUGAGGUGUCAAGUAUGUCCUACAAAAAAGAUAAAAUACAUGUGCUUAUUAUCACUGUAAGUGACACUCGUGUAUGGAACAUUCUGGUUUCAGAUGUGAAGACUGCCUUAUGUGUCAUAAUUGAAGUAAAGAUUUUUGGUGUACAGUUUUUAUUUUCAUUUUAGUUCAUAUAGGAAUUUUUUUUCAGAUUUUGUAACAAAAAAGUUGAUAUUGAAAAUGUCAGUUUAAUAUAAACUCAAUAAAUAUUAAAAAUUCAGUACUUUAUUGGUAUUUUAUUUUCCUGUGAAGUACACAUUGAAUAAUGCAAAACUCAUGAAUUUAAUAGAAAUACUUCUUAAAAAUAUAUAUGAAUGUUAGCAUCCUUAUACUCCUUUUCAGGAAAUUUAACUUAUGCACAAAUAAAGAACGAGGCAGUGAUUUCCGGCUGCUGCGUGCCUGGCUCUCAUCCCAGCGCAUCCCUGCUCUGGGUACAGCCAACUCCCCCGUGACUGCAGCACUGGCAGCAGGCUGGACUGAGCUCUGCCCUGUGCUCCACUAGCAGUGCCCUCCCCUUCUGAGUAAGAAGCAUUUUCCAAGGGCCUCCAGGUUUCAAAGGUCCAGCUGGUCUAAGAGGAAGGGGCUGGUGAGACUCAGGUCUCUGUCUGAUGAGGGGCCUGGGCUGUCCUCUCCUGUCUCUGUGACAUGGCUCCGCUGAGGCUUCCACCCACCAGCCUGCUCAGCUUCCCUCCUGGUCCUGCCUUUCCCUCCUCCUCCAGCAGGACAGAACAAGUCCCCCCCACCCCCACCCCCAAACCAAACCAAGCAGAGGCAGCACACACAGUGGGCUUUUGUCUCCUGACUGUCCUAGUGUCUUGUUCUUUCAAUUUCCAACAAGUCACUGUUAUGAUUUUUGUCUGGAUGUCCCCCACCCCAAGCUUUGUACCCUUGUAUAUGGGGCUUUUUUGGAGUCCCCUCUAGAGUAGAGUUUGAGAAUCUAGAGUUUGUGAUUGAUUCGUAGUGCCUUGCUGGGAUUAAGGGUGAGUGAGUGCUGGAUCAGUCCACUGAUUAGAUUGGUACCUCCUUAAUCUCUGCAGUCUGGAUGAAGAUAAAGAUUAAAGAAGGAAGCUUGUUUUCCCCUUUUUUGCUCUUGUUGCUUUUGCUGUCUUCUACCACCAUGAACUGUUAUUCCUCUGCCAUGCCACCCUGGCUUGGAGGCCUAAGGAUGGACUGAAACCUCUACAAACUGUGAGCUAAAUAAACCUUUCCUCUUUUAACUUUGGGUGUCUACUAAUUUGUCACAGCAAUGAGAGAAAUUACCAUCACUGUCCCCACUGUCGACUUCCCACUCAUUCGCCAGCUCCUGGGCUCUGCCUCCACCCCUCACUGAAGCAACCAGCCACUGACCAGCUACUAAAUGAGAAGGACAGGGUCAAACGCCCUGUGACCUUGCCCUCUUCUGAAUGACCAUCCUUUACCCCCCACUCUCUCUUCUGAGCGCUCCUUCCCAGUGUCCUUUGCUUCUUUGGCCUGAGAUUUUAGUGUCCCCAGGAUGACGAUUCCUUAUCUACUUUAUGUGCCCUGGUUCUGACUUCAUCUGCCCUAGGGAUGGGUCACAGCUCUAGACCAUAGCUCAGCUCCUGGUCUUGCCACUUAGGGCUUCUUUUUUGUUUGUUUUGUUUAUGUUUUUGUAUGUAGUUGGGAGCCUGGCCUUAAAUUUACCAUGUAGUCCAGGAUGGCCUUUGGCCAUCUUCCUGUGUCAGCCUCCUGAGUGCUGGGAUUACAGGAGUGGGCCACCAUGCCCAGCAAGUGUGUGCUUCUUUAUCUCUACCUAAUAAAAUCUGUCUAUGCCUAUUA